Messenger RNA from Cucumis sativus (cucumber), 1010 nucleotides. Its product is annotated as WUSCHEL-related homeobox 3. The transcript has 2 exons. NCBI's taxonomy places the organism in Eukaryota, Viridiplantae, Streptophyta, Magnoliopsida, Cucurbitales, Cucurbitaceae. The coding region runs from base 147 to 728 and encodes 193 amino acids. Gene Ontology annotation, biological process: plant organ development. Gene Ontology annotation, molecular function: DNA binding; DNA-binding transcription factor activity. The record is from RefSeq and is a predicted model, not a curated record.
UAUGUUUAUCAUCAUUCUUCCUCCUUGUCCCUCUCUCCCCUUUUAUCCAUUGGAUCAUUUUUGUCAACAAAGCUUUCUAUAUAUACACACAAACACAAAACACAAAACUCUCACCUCCAAAUUCCAAAAACAAACAAACAAAAAUUAUGUCUCCAUCAAGUAUUACUCCUUCGAGAUGGUGUCCAACACCAGAACAAGUGAUGAUUUUGGAAGAGAUUUAUAGAAAUGGGCUUAAAACUCCUAACGCCACUCAAAUUCAACAUAUUACUUCUCAUCUUUCUUUCUAUGGUAAAAUUGAAGGCAAAAAUGUUUUCUAUUGGUUCCAAAAUCACAAGGCUAGAGAUCGCCAAAAGCUUAGGAGGAAACUCUAUAAGCAGCUUCAACAACAUCAUUUCUUUAUGAAACGACAACGUUUUGAUGAUCAUCAACAUGACCAUCAUCACUUCUUUCAAUAUUUCCUUCCUCACCAUGUUCCCCAACUACUCCCACAGCUUCCUUCUCCCUCUUCUCUUCAGAGGGAGGUGGGUGAAGAGGAGGCAGCGACGGAAGUGGAGGGUGGUGGAGGGAGGAGGUGGAUGGGAGGCGAUGAGGGAACGACGGUGGAGGAGGAAGAUGGAGAAACAACAUGUGGCAAUGGAACUUUAAGGACGUUGGAGUUGUUUCCGGUGAGAGCAAGUUGGGUGAAGGAGGAAGAAGGGACGAGUGGAAACGGUGGAUGGGGAAAUUAAUGGAAAAUAAAUAAAUAAAUUUAAAAAAAAUAGAAAAUAUAUUCAAGGAAAAAAUAGGGUAGGGUCAGGCGUAGGGUAAGUAGUAAUUAGGGUUUUAAAAUUAGGUGUGUCAUAAUAAUUAUUAUUGUAAAAAUUUAGAAGAAGAAAAAUCUGAUUUCUCGUUUCACUUUUUCCAUUAUUUCAACAAAUCUCUCUCUCCAUUGUGUCUUUCUUAUCUGUUUGUGUGUACUUCAAAUCAUAUUAAAUUCUUGUUGGCAUGUUCAUAUUUUUAUGGUUAUCGAA